Molecule: messenger RNA, 2737 nt
Organism: Clarias gariepinus (North African catfish)
Lineage: Eukaryota; Metazoa; Chordata; Actinopteri; Siluriformes; Clariidae
Gene: eif4ba
Product: eukaryotic translation initiation factor 4Ba
Exons: 15
Coding region: 36-1865 (609 amino acids)
Molecular function (GO): RNA binding
Source: RefSeq, a predicted model, not a curated record
CAUCCGGGGCAUGUGACACGCACUCGCUCUCCAUCAUGGCGGCUUCAGCUAAGAAGAAGGGAAAGAAGGGGAAGACCCUCACCCUAACUGAUUUCUUAGCCGAGGACAGUGGGGGCAAUGCUGUACCAAGUUACACCCCCUCAAAACCUACCAGCUGGGCAGAUGAGACUGAUGAUCUGGAGGGAGACGUUACUACGUCCUGGCACACGGAGGAGGAUGCGUAUCGUGCACCACCCAUUGAUCGCUCCAUCCUGCCUACAGCGCCCCGCGCUGCCCGCGAACCCAAUGUAGACCGCUCACGUCUGCCGCGUUGCCCUCCAUACACGGCCUUCCUGGGCAACCUGCCCUAUGAUGUGACAGAAGACUCCAUUAAGAGCUUUUUCCACGGACUCAGUAUAAGUGCAGUGCGUCUCCCACGAGAACCCAGUAACCCGGAGCGACUGAAGGGCUUUGGCUAUGCAGAGUUUGACGAUGUGGAGUCUCUGCUACGUGCACUUAGUCUCAAUGAGGAGAACUUGGGGAAUCGUCGCAUUCGUGUUGAUAUUGCAGAUCAAUCCAACGAGAAAGAGAGGGACGACCGUUCAAUGUCAGGUCGAGACCGUAAUCGUAGCAUUGACAUGGGACCAGACAAAACUGACUCAGACUGGCGAGCCCGGCCAAGUGCCGACGCGGAUGAAGGGCCACGCAGGGACGAUGCCUAUGGAGAAAGAUCCCGAGAUCGCUACGACUCUGACAGGUACCGCGAUGGCCCUCGUCGGGACACUGAGCGCUACGACAGUGGCAGAGACCGAUACCGCGAACGCUAUGAUGACCGGGACCGCAGAGACUUUGAUAGAGGUUUUGACUCUCGUGGUGGAGGGCGUCGUCCAUUCGGCAGUGGCUUCCGGCGUGACUAUGACGACCGGCGGGAUGACUAUCGUGGCAGUGGAGAUCGGUAUGGAGAUCGCUAUGGGGAUCGCUAUGGUGACCGUGAUGACAGAUAUGAGAGACGGGACGAGAGACGCGACGAGAGACGCGAGGACCGAGGCCCUACUCAAAGGCCCAAGUUAAACCUGAAGCCACGUAGUGUUCCAAAGGAGGAGGACAAGAGCAGCGCCCCUUCUGCCACCUCUGGUCGAUCAGCUUCCAUCUUCGGAGGAGCCAAACCAGUCGAUACAGCUGCUAAGGAGCGGGAGGUGGAGGAGAGACUGAAGAAAGAGCAGGAAAGGCUGCAGAGACAGCUGGAAGAGGACAAGGGAAGAGGACCUGAGCGCAAGCCCAGGGAGAGGCAUCCCAGUUGGCGAAGUGAGGACCAAGCAACAGAACGCUCACGAACAGGAAGCGAGUCAUCACAACCAGGAACCACCACCAGCAGAGGCUCAAGACGCAGAGAAAGUGAGCGUUCCUUGGAGAACGAGGUUUUCAGUGGGCGUGAGGAUGAGCCACCUUCUCCAGGGAGCCAAUCCUCAUCAUCCAAGCAGGAUGGGCUCCCCCUGAAAGUGGUCCCAGCUCCGCCCCCUAAAGAGAAUGCCUGGGCGAAGAGAAGUGCCAUGAGCAGUGGCUCUUCUGAUCAUGAGGUGAAAUCCGGUCCUUCCAAAAGCUCUACAAGCUCGGGUGAUGAGAGAGUUCCCCAAAAAGUCAAAGAUGAGAAUAGAGAAGAUCAUCCACGUCGGGGCCGUGGGGGGGCUACAGCUCUGACAGCAGGGAAAGACCGGCGCAAAGAGACAGACAGAAAGGACGUCAGAAGAGAGCGAGAUCUCAGACCAGCACCAGGGCCAAAGAAAUAUGAGGAACCUCCUAGUCCUAAGUUCAGCUCAGCCAGUAAAUACGCAGCCUUACUAAUGGAUGGCGAGCAGGGAGACGACACUGAGGAAAACGGAGAAUGAGGGAUUUGCUGCAGGAACAUCGGUCAAAAAUGAAUUAUGAAUUAAUUCUCCAGCUUUUCCUUGCAUCAGUGAAGGACCCAGCUCUGCUCCCUUGACGCAUAUACUUGGAGAAGCAGUAAAAUUACAUGGCAAUCUCUUAUAACCACCUUCUGGGACUGAGUGGAAGCAAAUGGUGAAAAUAAAUAUCAGCCUCCUAUUAAAAUAAGGGUAUUUGGGAAGUUGGCUAAGAUAAUUAUAACUAAUAAUAAUUAAAAAAAAAAAAGCCUGAGGUUUAAAAUGAGCGAAUGUGAUCCCCUUGUUGCAGCUGAUCCAGUAUACAUUACACACGUUUCUAGCACUAGUUUAUGAAAGCAGGGCAUGACACAAGGUAGGUCAUAGCAAAGGCGAGUGUCUUGUUGCUUUUCAGGGUUUACGCUUUUAUUAUUAUUAUUUUUUUUUCUUACUGAUAGGACAGCUGAACCUGUGCUUCUAGAGACAUUGGGACCUGCAUGAUCAGAUCAGCAUUUUAUCUUGCAAAAUCAUGUCUUAAAGCAUAUAAUAUGGGACUUACUAACUGGGAGAAAGAAAGCAAAUCAUUUUCCACGCCACAUAUCAGUUUAAUCGCUUCCAUUAUUGCACUUUCCCCCAAUAAAGUUUAAUUAAAAUUAUUUUAUCAUGCAGACCCAUUCUCCAUGGACAAGAUUAUAGAGCUACCUCUGUGGCCGGCUGUGCCCUCAGAACGAAUAUUUUCUAUGUAAAAUUAUUAAAAGCUAGUUAGUCAUUUACAAAGUGCUGCCCCUUAAUCAAGUUCUUUUAAACAUUGGUGACAAAUUGCUUUUUGAAUCAACCAGUGCAGUUUGUGUGCAUUCUGAAUAAAGGUUUUAAUAAAAAUG